Molecule: messenger RNA, 2638 nt
Organism: Oncorhynchus gorbuscha (pink salmon)
Lineage: Eukaryota; Metazoa; Chordata; Actinopteri; Salmoniformes; Salmonidae
Product: cationic amino acid transporter 3-like
Exons: 12
Coding region: 427-2367 (646 amino acids)
Biological process (GO): transmembrane transport; amino acid transport
Cellular component (GO): plasma membrane
Molecular function (GO): amino acid transmembrane transporter activity
Source: RefSeq, a predicted model, not a curated record
AAUAGCCAUACCUGGUGUAAUAGUGACUUUAAAAAAAGGAACUGAAUGUACUACUACACUGUAGUAGAUAAUUAGACGUCCGUUCUAUUAAAAUGUAAUUAGUUCGAUGUGGACAUUUGACCUUUGUACCUUUAAAAGGUAUUGACGUUGCUUACAUUCCAAUGCCGUCUGACAAACGACAAUCUGUCUAUUUCCCCGGAUGACAACCAAUGAGAGUUGAGUAGAGGCGGGAUGUUUACACUGUUAGCCAAAUAAAAUACAUUGGUUGUGCCACUUAGAGUAGUCAUAUUCUAGUCACACCUUUUACAGACUGUAAAGACAGAUGUUCCAUCUGAUCGCAGAAUUUAUUUCUGUGCCCAUCAAUUCCUCAGCCAGCUGUAAGAAGAUCCUUCAUCUCCUCUUGACUUGGUGACCUGCUGUCCUACCAUGGCUGAGAAGCUAGCCUCCUUUGGUAAGAUGCUGCUCAGGCGGCGAGCGCUGGACUGUAACCAGGAAGAGAGCCACUUUGCCCGCUGCCUGAGCACACUGGACCUGAUAGCCCUGGGGGUGGGCUCCACUCUGGGGGCCGGCGUCUAUUUGCUGGCUGGAGAGGUGGCCAGAGAGAAGGCCGGCCCAGCCAUCGUGCUCUGCUUCCUCAUCGCAGCGCUCUCCUCCGUCCUUGCUGGUCUGUGUUAUGCUGAGUUUGGUGCCCGUGUGCCAAAGACUGGUUCAGCCUACAUGUACAGCUAUGUGACAGUGGGGGAGAUCUGGGCCUUCAUCACUGGUUGGAACCUCAUCCUCUCCUAUGUCAUAGGCACAGCCAGUGUUUCUCGGGCCUGGAGCUCCACCUUUGACAACCUGGUUGAACAGAAGAUCUCAAACUUCUUCAGAGCCUCCAUGUCCAUCAAGGUCCCUGGGAAGAUUCUGGCUGAAUACCCAGACCUCUUCGCCCUCAUCCUGAUCUUGCUGCUCACUGGCCUGCUGGCGUUUGGCGUGAGUGAGUCGGCCCUGGUGAACAAGAUCUUCACGGGGGUCAACCUGGUGGUGCUGGGCUUCGUCAUCAUCUCAGGACUGGUGAAGGGAGACCGUACUAACUGGAACCUCACUGUCGAGUACUUUGUCAACACGUCCAACAUCACUGAUACAGAGAUCAUUAAAGAGAAGUUUGGCAAUGGGGGUUUUGCUCCAUUCGGCUUCAGUGGAGUCCUUUCUGGUGCAGCAACUUGCUUCUAUGCCUUUGUGGGCUUCGACUGCAUCGCAACCACAAGUGAAGAGGCCAAGAACCCCAUGCGUUCCAUCCCCAUCGGUAUCGUGGCUUCUCUGCUCAUCUGUUUCUUUGCCUACUUCGGGGUGUCUGCAGCCCUCACUCUCAUGAUGCCCUACUACCUGCUGAACAAAGAGAGCCCGCUGCCAGAGGCCUUCAAGUAUGUGCACUGGGACCCUGCCCGCUACAUCGUGGCUGUGGGCUCCCUCUGUGCACUCUCCACCAGUUUACUGGGCUCAAUGUUCCCCAUGCCCCGUGUAAUCUAUGCCAUGGCUGAGGACGGCCUGCUCUUCCGUUUCCUCUCAAAGAUGAACAUCAAAACCAAGACCCCCCUGUUAGCCACCAUCGUGUCGGGUAUUGUAGCAGCCCUGAUGGCAUUCCUGUUUGAUCUGGCAGCCCUGGUGGACCUGAUGUCGAUAGGAACUCUCCUGGCAUACACACUAGUGGCUGUGUGCGUGCUUAUCCUCAGGUACCAACCGGGCACCCUGGGUGUCAGUGGUGCCAGUGAGAAGCUGGUGGAGCUGGUGGGUCUGCAGAAGGCAGCCAUGGCAGAGGGGGACAGUGGGGAUGAGUUUGGCCAGGAGAGUGAGGGGGAGACCAGGCCCCUCAGGGAGCGGUUCAUCUUCAAGAUGCUGCUGGUGCCCAGCUGUGACGUCCCAACCAAGACCUCCGGGCUCAUCGUCUACAUCACUACCGCUGUCAUCUCUGUGGUGUUCACCCUGCUGUGCAUAGUGCUGUCUGUGUGUGGGAUAGAGGUGGUGAGUGGCCACCCAGUGUGGGUCACCAUAUGUGCGAUACUGGCCGCCUUCUCCUUCCUGUGUGUGGUCAUCAUAUGGAGACAGCCCCCGAGCAGACAGUCACUCACCUUUAAGGUACCCCUACUCCCAGUGUUGCCAUUGGUCAGUAUCUUUGUCAACAUUUACCUCAUGAUGCAGCUGGAUGGGCCAACGUGGUGUCGCUUUGCAGUGUGGAUGACUAUUGGUUUUAUCAUCUACUUUGGUUACGGGAUUAAGAACAGCUCAGAGGCCACACCCAACCGCGGUAAAUUUGAGCCAGUCCUCCGAUCAAAGAGCCCCAACUUCCUGGCAGAGGAUGACAAUGAGGUGGAAGGAAUGAUGCCUUAGAGGAGAAUAGUGGUAGAGUAGAUGGUAUUUGCCCCAACGACAUAUGACGCAAGCCUUGAACAGGAGCACAUUCUUAUCUGUUUGUUUUUUAACUGUCUGGGAAUUGUGCCACAAUAGACUCUUAACUUUCUGUCUUAUUCUUCUUCUGAAAUGGAUUAAAUGAAUGUUUUCCCUCAUCAAUCUACACACAAUAAUGAAAAGGGCAAAAACAUAUUUUUAGAAAUGUUUUGCAAAUUUAUGAAAAAAUAUUUUUAAUAUACCUUAUUUCGGA